Carassius gibelio (silver crucian carp) is the source of this 2403-nucleotide messenger RNA. RefSeq names its product cytochrome P450 2J2-like. Gene Ontology annotation, cellular component: intracellular membrane-bounded organelle; cytoplasm. The record is from RefSeq and is a predicted model, not a curated record. The transcript has 9 exons. Bases 708 to 2186 code for a protein of 492 amino acids. Lineage: Eukaryota; Metazoa; Chordata; Actinopteri; Cypriniformes; Cyprinidae. Gene Ontology annotation, molecular function: iron ion binding; oxidoreductase activity, acting on paired donors, with incorporation or reduction of molecular oxygen, reduced flavin or flavoprotein as one donor, and incorporation of one atom of oxygen; heme binding. Gene Ontology annotation, biological process: xenobiotic metabolic process.
ACUUUCUGGGGCCACAAACCCAUGAUACGCCUCUUCCUUUUUGAGGUCAAAUGACCAUUUCUUAUUUGCAGUAGGUCUGCAUUAAUUUGUCCCUUUUUAAUGAGUUUAUUUGUUUAAUCAGCCCUUUCUACUGAAUUUUUAAAAGUGUAAAAACGUGUACUAAAGUUUACACUUAAAAACCUUUCAGACUGAAAAUGGAGCUGUAUUAGUGUGUAGUAGGCUACAUCUCUUGAGAGAAUAAGAGGGAGAGAGCAUAACAAGGGUGUCUUAUUUCCUCCCCAAAUUUCUCAACUGCUUAUUCAUUCAAUGUAUAUGAAAUGUGUAUGAAAAAAGAUAAAGAACAGUAAAUUUCUAUAUGAACAUGUAUGAUUCAAGCUGUAGAAAGAAAAUAUGAACAGUUUGAAAAACAUCCAGAGAAAAUGUCUACGUAUUUUUUUGAGACGAGGUUGGCAAAUGUAGACACGUCAGUUGAAAUAUGAUGUUGCCCAUGUGUUUGUAAUAAUUUGUUCUUAUCUUUAAACAUUAGUUUUAAUAAAUGUGUUUCCAUAGGGUUAUGUUCUCCAGCUUUGUGGAAUCUGGAGUACCUUAUGUAAUAUCUCUGUACACUCCUCCCCUCCAGUAUUUAUGUUUCCCAGUUCUGUACUUAUAUAAAUAAAGACCACUGAGUAGAAAUUAGACAAAGUGAGCCUGUCAUUUCCUCUAACACAAUGAUCCUGCACCUGAUCUAUGACAGAUUUGAUUUUAAAAGCUGGAUCAUUUUAUUUUUUGUAUUUCUGAUCCUUGCUGAUAUGAUCAAAAAUAGGAAUCAUUCAAAUUUCCCUCCAGGACCAUGGCCUCUGCCAUUCCUGGGAACUGUCUUCACUAAGAUGGAUUUUAGGACACUAAAUAAGUUGGCUGAAGUCUACGGGAACAUCUUCAGCUUAAGAGUGGGCAGUGAGAAAAUGGUAAUCGUGUCGGGAUAUAAAACAGUGAAGGAGGCCCUCGUUACUCAAAUUGACAGUUUUGUUGAGCGUCCAAAUGUCCCUCUGUUUCACAAAAUUUAUAAGGGAACUGGUUUAGCAAUAAGUAAUGGAUACCAGUGGCGGACACAUAGGAAGUUUGCAGGCCUCCAUUUACGGAUGUUUGGAGAGGAGAAGAAAAUCCUUGAGCACAGCAUUCAACAAGAGUCUGUCUAUCUCUGUGAUGCCUUUAAGACAGAAAAGGGACCUUUCAACCCUAUGACCAUCUUAAACAGCGCUGUCUCAAAUACUGUUGCCUGUUUGAUUUUUGGACAACGCUUUGACUAUCAUGAUGAAUAUUACCAAAGAAUACUUCAUCUUGACAAUGAAUGUAUUCAGUUAAUGGGCUCUCCUAGAGCACAGCUGUAUAAUGUGUGUCCUUGGCUCUUGGAAUACUUACCUGGACCCCAUCAGACUAUGUUUUCAAACUAUAAACAAAUAACAGACUUCCUAAGAGGAGAGAUCAUUAAACACAGAGAGGACUGGGACCCUUCAAACCCACGUGACUUUAUAGACAACUACCUGACUGAAAUGGAAAAGAAAAAGAGUGACCCUGAGACUGGUUUUAACGUAGAAGGGUUAGUGAUAUCUUGCUUAGACAUGAUGGAGGCCGGGACAGAGACCUCUGCUUCUACAUUACGCUGGGGUCUGCUUUUAAUGAUCAAAUAUCCAGAAAUACAGAAAAAGGUACAUGCAGAGAUAGACAGGGUGAUUGGACAGUCGCGUCAACCCUGUUUGGCUGACAGAGUUGAUAUGCCCUACACUGAGGCUGUUAUCCAUGAGAUUCAAAGAUUUGGAGAUGUCGUCCCACUGGGAUUGCCUAAAAAAGCUGCUAAAGACACAACAGUAGGAGGAUUCUUCAUUCCUAAAGGCACCUCUAUUUUAACAAGCCUGUCUUCAGUCCUGCAUGAUCCAAAUGAAUGGGAGACACCAGACACCUUUAACCCAGGACACUUCCUGAAUGAAAAUGACCAGUUUCGCAAAAGAGAUGCUUUUCUGCCUUUUUCAGCAGGUAAACGAGCGUGUUUGGGAGAGCAGCUGGCUCGUCAGGUGAUCUUCCUGUUCUUCACCUCUCUGCUGCAGCAAUUCACCAUCUCCAAAUGUCCAGGAGAGGAACCCAGUUUGGAGGGAGAGAUAUGGUUCACAAAUGUUCCUUGUCCAUACCGUAUGUGUGUGUCCUCACGUUAGAACAAUACAAAGUCAGUAAGAUUAGAUAUAUGCUUUCUGAUAUGUGUUUCUGGUUGAUUAUCUUUUCCACAUUUUAAAUGUAUCAGCACAUGCAUGAAUGAUUUUGAUGUACGUAAUGUACAUGUAUUGAUACCUGUAUUAAUGCUCUGUGUAAAUGCUUUAUGGAUGUGCAAAAAAUGAUAUUUGCCAUGUAAAUAAAUUAUACUUCAGUUGAAAA